AGAAAAAAAUUUCAUUCACGUCACUCAAAAAACAAAAUAUCGCGGCUCUCCUCUCCUUACUUCCUUCCUUCCUUCUUUCCUUCCUCCAAUCUUUCACAGGUCAUUUCUCUCUCUCUCUCUAAAAUCCCAUCGCAGAUCUUAACUGAUAGAUCCAUCAAAUUAUCGUAGUUAAUCAGGUUCGGUACUGUGAGGUUGCUUAAAAAUGGGGCUGACAUUUACGAAGCUGUUUAGCAAGCUUUUUGCGAAGAGAGAAAUGAGAAUUCUGAUGGUAGGUCUCGAUGCUGCUGGUAAAACUACCAUUUUAUACAAGCUCAAGCUCGGUGAAAUCGUUACUACCAUCCCUACCAUCGGAUUUAAUGUGGAAACAGUGGAAUAUAAAAACAUCAGUUUCACCGUUUGGGAUGUUGGUGGUCAAGACAAGAUCCGUCCAUUGUGGAGGCACUACUUCCAAAACACUCAGGGUCUUAUUUUUGUGGUUGAUAGCAAUGACAGGGAUCGUGUUGUUGAGGCAAGGGAUGAGUUGCACAGGAUGUUGAAUGAGGAUGAACUCAGGGAGGCUGUUUUGCUUGUAUUUGCCAACAAACAAGAUCUGCCUAAUGCAAUGAAUGCUGCAGAGAUAACUGACAAGCUUGGCUUGCAUUCUCUCCGCCAACGCCACUGGUACAUUCAGAGCACAUGUGCAACUUCUGGAGAGGGUCUCUAUGAGGGGUUGGAUUGGCUUUCCAACAAUAUUGCUAGCAAGGCAAGUACAUGAAUUUUAUAGAAUGGACCGUGGCAUUGAAUUAUAUAAUGGCUUUAAGCUGCUAUUUUUAUUCUCCAAAAACGUAGUGAUUUUGAAUAAUGGGAUAUCGUUGCGAACGCAAGUUUCAUGCUUACACCUGUCAUAUUCCUUUCGUUAUAUGUUUGUUACAACCCUCUCUUGCUUUCUUUUCAGGCAUGAGCCAUUAAAGAAUUUUGGUUCCUAGCGAUUUGGGAGAGGACGCUUCCCCUUUC
Messenger RNA from Quercus robur (English oak), 993 nucleotides. Its product is annotated as ADP-ribosylation factor 1-like. Lineage: Eukaryota; Viridiplantae; Streptophyta; Magnoliopsida; Fagales; Fagaceae. The record is from RefSeq and is a predicted model, not a curated record. Bases 203 to 754 code for a protein of 183 amino acids. Gene Ontology annotation, biological process: intracellular protein transport; vesicle-mediated transport. The transcript has 6 exons. Gene Ontology annotation, cellular component: cytoplasm. Gene Ontology annotation, molecular function: GTP binding; GTPase activity.